Pseudo-nitzschia multistriata is the source of this 1314-nucleotide messenger RNA. Lineage: Eukaryota; Bacillariophyta; Bacillariophyceae; Bacillariales; Bacillariaceae. The record is from the annotation of a GenBank genome assembly.
AACAACGAACAGCCAUCAGUUACGUGCAGUACUCGUACGAAUCUUUAUCGUACUGUACAUAGGGGUACGUACUGUACGGUGCGUAACCCAAAAAAUGGAAUUCCGAUGAAACCAAUUUUUGGCACAAAUCCAACUCGCAGCGCACAGCAACGCAACGCGAUACUUGUUUGAAUAGAAACAGAUACAAAGAAUAACAAUGGCGGAGGCCUUGCCAUUUCAACCGUCCGUCGAAGCUUCCGGUCCCGAGCACCAGAGUAUUCAAAACUAUGGCUCCUUGAAAGGAGGAUGUGGUGAAGGCGAAGAUUACGACGGCAACAAAAGCACUGUACUCUGCGAUAUUUUAGAACAUAAAGAAAUGAAAGAUUCCUUUAAUGGGACAUACGAACCGGACAGUAGCACCGAGAUGAGCGAUGGUAAUGGUAGUAGUGGCAGCGACAACAAAAACGGUGAUAAUUCCGACCACAACUACGACGAUAUGAGUUCGUGUACAUACGAUUCAGACGACAUCGAGGCGAGAUUUUCCGAUAUUUCCGGCAAGAGCUUCCACCUCGGUGACCACACCCGAAUGAGCAUCAACAACAUUCUUGUGAACCAGCGGAGGACGGAUUCGUUUGCGCAGUACGGAGAAGACUACCAGUUGGUGCCCACGCAGCUCAAGAAGAACGUUCGGGUGGUGGAAGACAUGAACAUGGACUACGGUGGCCGGGGGCGUUUGUACCUAGCCUCGUAUUCCUUUUUCGACAACAAUCAUGAGACUAAGUACGCCCUGACGAUUCAACCCAAUAUCUACAAGCAGCUGUUUACGGAGGUGCACGACGCCUACAACGUCCCGUGCGGAUUAUUCUUUUGCUGCCACGGCGGCGACGGAGCCCACACCGGUGUAUCGCACAACGAUUUUGUCGACAUUAAGUUAGCGUGGGUCGUCUUUAUCUUCGUCAUCGGUUGCCUUCUUGGCCUGGAAUUAAUAAAUGGUUAAACCUAGGAAGGUCACGGAAGUUGUAAGUUUCGGUAUCGGCCGGUAACAGAAUUGUAUACAUGAAUGAAUGUAUCACUAGUUCCAAUCGGCAACCAUCCCUUGGGGGAAGGCGAUGCGCCGAAUGUAAUCUAUCUUUCGAUUUUGGAUCACAAUAGACGGGAACCGAAGGGGGGGAAUCGAUCCAUAAAGGGCUGUUUCGGAUUUAGUAGUGGUUUGGUUGAAAUACGAAGGCUUUUUUGCCGUUGCGUGAACCAUUGCCAAGAUAUGAAGAAGACCAGAUCGACUUUCCUAAGCCAGGAAUCGAACGUUUGCGCGGGAAAUAAUCGACACUUCACGCA